This is a messenger RNA of Miscanthus lutarioriparius, 522 nucleotides long. NCBI's taxonomy places the organism in Eukaryota, Viridiplantae, Streptophyta, Magnoliopsida, Poales, Poaceae. The record is from the annotation of a GenBank genome assembly.
AUGCAGGCCUACCAAGAGGCCCAGGAAGCGAGGCAGGAGGCACUACGUCAGCAGCAGGAGGCACUACAUCAGCAGCAGAUGCUGGCACUUUCGCAGCACUACCAGCGCCAGCUGACAGACCUGACCGGCUACUUCCGGUCCCAGAUGCCGGGAACGGACGAGCCUCCUGCCUCGCUCUUCGCUCCACCAGAAGUUCCACUGUCUGCUCCUGCUCCUGCUCCUGUACCUUUUCCAGCACAGUCGGCAGGUUCGAACCCGACUCCAGGUGCUAGCCCUCCACUGGGUCCUUCUCCACCCUACCAAGCUUACCCGACCUACCCCACGCAGCCGUACAUGUACCCUCCACCGUCGCAGGGGUACUCCUCGUGGCCGCCUUUCCCGACGCAGCAGGGGCACUCCGGGCCGGCAAGCGUCACAGCGCCGCAGAACAGGUGGAACUACGGUACGUCUUCGCAGUCGGGUUGGCGUCUGUAUGAGCACGGUGGUGGCUCUGGGACCCCUGGGGACGACGCACAGAGCUAG